This is a messenger RNA of Anthostomella pinea, 1779 nucleotides long. NCBI's taxonomy places the organism in Eukaryota, Fungi, Ascomycota, Sordariomycetes, Xylariales, Xylariaceae. The record is from the annotation of a GenBank genome assembly.
AUGAACCCGCCGUUCAUCCGCAUCAAUGGAAGGGGUGGUCCUUGCACUUCGGCUCCCCCUCCGGCCCCCAACGGUCGACCUGUCGGCCCGCCAGGACAUGGACCACCUCCUCCGCCCCGGGACAUUCUUCCGGUAGAUUUGCGCAUGGGACCGCAUGUCCAAAUAUCGGAUGUGAGCCAGGACCUCGUCUCGGAAGCCGACAUGCGGGCUCAGCUCACGGAGUAUGUUGUAUACCGAUUCGAGAAGAUGAAAGAGCAAAAUCAAUAUGACGACGAAGGUCGACUUCGAGAACCUAGUUGGGACAAAGCCAUCAGAACCGAGGUUCGAAGUAUGUCUCGCCAACAGAUUUUAAGGCAGAUUCGAGAACUGGAUAGAAAUCAAGCACCCAUCUCAGACAAGAUGAAGUCCCUGAAACCCGUUUUGCAGCGUCAGAUCGAGAAAGCGCUAGAGCUUCUCACAGCCCGAGACCCCGACUUGAUGAACUAUCAAUGGGUCCUUGCCCAAAUUGAUCAUCAACUCAAGGCCGUCCCUCCAUAUGUCAUAACAGGAGCGAGUCACUACUCGCCGCCUCGAAGACAUCAUACCUCGAAGGGGAAACGGUAUAGCUCUGGUGGGAGUCGCCGUCACAAGAAGCGAGUGUUCGAGAGAAUUUCCCUCACAGCCUUUUUCAAGCGCGUUCCCCGCCCGGACGUGCACAUACCAGCGCUCUGGGAAAACAAGAGGAGGAAGUCGCUCUUCAUGCACCAAAACCAAGCCAACCACCCGCAUCCAAACCCUCAAUUGCCCGGCGGAGGUAGAGGAACUGGGCCUCCACCACUCCGGCCCAACGUGCUGCGGCCAGUAGGCGGCGUUACUCCUGUCCAUAUGGUUCAAGCCGGUGGUAAAGGAAAGGGCAAGGGGGGUGGCAAGGGCAAGGGAGGAAAGCACACUGAUUCAGACAGUGACUCUGACUCCUCGGACAGUUCAUCAUCGAGCGGGUCGAGCGGUAUCAUGACACCGAGCACAUUGCAAUCUUCGGGGUCGUCGAACAGGCAUGGGCAUCGAGGCCGUACGCACCAUAAGGACCACCACGCUCGAAGCCCAAGCAAACGGCGAGGAGACAAGGGCACAUAUUAUGUUGUGAACCCGCCAAGGCACCAUGGAGCCCAUGAUAACCGUAGCCCUAACCAUGGGCCUCGGGUCUUCCAAACUCCAGUGACGCCAGGACCGCAGUCUCCACCUCCACCACCACCUCCACCUCCUAGGGCGCCGGCUAGUGACAUCGAGAGAGCCAAGGAGGACGCCUACCUCGCAGGAAGACGCGACCAGAGGACGGAUGAGGUGCGUGCGACACAUCUCAGACCACGCAUCAUACAGUCACCACAGCCACUCCUCAGAGCGCGCCCGGUGUCGGUUGAUCCUGAGGAGUUCCAUUAUCGUCAUGGUGUUCGACGAGGCUUUGGCGAUGAUGUACCCCGGUUUUCUCACUUGUCUCUGGACGACGAGGACGAGGACGAGUAUGAGAUAUCGCAUCGAUAUGUAGACGCUCGUCGACCACGAGAUUAUGUGCUUCGAGGGCACCACGGCCACAGCUCCCUACUGGAUGAGGACCCGUUCCUCAAGGACCCACCGUCGCCAUCGUCAUACACGUUCAGCAGCAGAGACGAACGGAGACCCGGCGAGUACGUGAGACGAUACGGUGAUCUUGAAGUACCUCAUCGGUAUAUCGAGGUUCCCCUGCCCCGCAGAGAGAGGAAUCCGUUCAGCCCGCGGGUUGGGCGAGGGAGGCCGUACCCGUAG